GUCCGAAGUGUGUCCAUUCUAGUCAAGCCAGUGCAGACAGUCAGUCAUGGUCAUAACAAGAGUGUGCUUUCUAUUAUGUCUUAGUGGGAAACCUUUCAUUCUUUUUAACAAAAUAUUCUCUCAACUAUUAAGAACAACAUUAAUCAUAGGAUGAAUAUAUUAACAUCAGUCUUAUUGAAGUCGAAAUCUCGUGUUGGAAAUUAUACAAAUACAAUUCUAUUUCUUUGUGUGUAAAGUAAAAUGAACAUUUUGUGUAAGAGGUAAGGUUGCUUCUAGCACAUCGCUAGUAUGAACAAUCAGUCUUCCCCAGGACACUUCAGUGACUCCAGUCUUGUUUUGUCUCCAUUUAAAGGUCAGGCUGACUCUAGCGCAUCUCUAGUAUGAACAACCAGUCUUCCCCAGGACACUUCAGUGACUCCAUUCUCUAUUUUGCCUCGAAAUCCUUUGUAUACAUUCCAAUCAUCUUUGUCGUGGUACUAGUGGAGUUGAUCUUGAUAGUUCUGUUGGCUUGCAGGACAAAAAAAGAAUCACGAGCUACACUACGACCUGCUAAGAAAAAGUCUAUAUUUGACAGGCUCACACUAAGACCAAGGACAGCACUUCAUUCAUACAUCUUUCCUAAUCGUAAAACAUUGGUAACAUUUGGUGUCAGGCGUAACAUUACAGAAAACCCGAAUACACUGCAAUCAUCAACAGAAAAUAUCAUCAAUAGCGAAUCAUCAUCGCAUAAAGAGAGUAAUAAUGAAACCAAUUUAGAGGGGGAUGUUCCUACCAAUGAAACAACUUUACCAGUAAUCCACUUUGUUGAUUCCCCAGCUUACACAAUACCUGAUAAGGAUGAGUCGGACGAAUGUAUCAGCAUAAAAGCUGAUGCCUGUUUAAGCUCUGGUGCUGAUUUAAUUUAUACGGGUGCCGAAAAUACAGCAGUUGUCAGCUCUUUGUUAGCAGAACCAAACAGCAUCUACUGCACUAUCUCUAGCUUGAGAGGCCAUAACUUGAUUCACAGCGCUAACAAACAUCUCAAGUAUAUCCCAGCAGAAGCCCAUUGCAACAAUCAGCAGGAAGUUCCCAAAUCAUGUGAAGAUCUACGAAAUAGCGAAGUGUAUAGUGAAAUUGGAGACUCUCUUGGCAGUAUAGGCACGAGGCUUGAUUCUGUGAAGGGAAUCUCUGGCACCUUGCCAAAGUGUCAGAUCAAAAGUUUCCAACGUAAGCUGAAUGCUCAGUGCUGGUCGAAUCCUUGCAUACCAACAAUAUCAUUGCACUGUAAUAACCGUCGUUCCAAUGUCAGUGAUAGUCACAUUUAUAGUGAAAUACCACUGGCAAUGAACAUCAAACUAACUCAAGAACAUUCAUUAGAAAAUAAUUCUUUGAGGGAAGAAGUGAUCAAUUCGUUUGAAAAUUGUAGCUUCUCUCAACAAGAUCGAACAUUGGAAAAAGUUCAACUUGGCUUAUUAAAUGGCGUGUCUGCCGGUGGCAACUGUUCCGGUGAAGCGAAAGACUCAGUUUACGAUGCGUUAGCUAAUUCGUCCAUAGAGCAUAACUACGAGCCGUUCCGUUCCUCGUCACGUUCCUCUCAGUGUUAUUCAACGCCCAUUUACGUGGAACCUGAUUUCUUCUUUACAACAACAGCAUCAGACGUUGAAGGCCAGAGUUCGAGUACCAACCAAAGUAGAGAGCUCUCUGAGCAUCACUCUAUCAACGAGCUCACGUCUUAUGAGAAGGAAACUUCCUCGCUAAUGGAAGAGCUCACAGAGCCAGGUCAAGAGGACUACUGGGAGGCGGAUGGUUACAAAGAAGAGUUGCCGACUCUUGACAACUGUGAGAUGAAUAAGUCCACUUGCUUUAAAAGUAACUGCAUUCAAGACAAAACUAAUUUACUAAGUUCUUCUCUCUGUGAUACAUCUUCAAAAGUAGACAUUAGUGAUGACGACUACGUUGGCCUUAACGAUUGUGUUAGUGAAUGCUAGUGUGGGGAAGAGCAAUCGCACACUUAGCAAAACACUCAGUGUACAUGGGAAAACCAAAACAAAUUCUCUUGCUGCUGUACAGAAACGUUUAAAUUAUUGUGCCACUGUGUUAAAUGAUAACUUGUUAGCUCUGCCCCGAUGAUAUUAAAAUGAAUAAUGUUCUGUCCUAUCACUAAUUCAAUCAUUUCAACACGCGAAUAUCUACAACUUUAAUAGCCGCCCGGUAAAUUUCUUUCUCUUUCACCUCUUUAUCUGUGGUGCCCAACACAACAUCUCCAUUUCUCCUUUUCCUUGACUAAAAUCUCGUUCAAAAACAGGCCCGUUCAUUCUUAUAUAGUGGGUUCGUUGUCUCUUCUUUGUUUCCUUGAAGGAAGAUCAUUGCGAGCUCUGAGGAUCUUGUGAUGUAUGCAUACAAUUUUUUGUUGACGUUUUCCAACAGUGGUCAGCAUGUAAUGGUAGAGCCCAAUGGCUAGUGUCUUGGUGUUUGUAAUCUUCUCGCUUGUUUGUCUUUGUAAGUAAAACCUAGGAUCCUUCAUUGGUAUCUAAAUCCCAUUGCAGCAGCCUAUUUUGAAACAUGCUAGCUAUUGAUCAUCAUAAGGGUUUUAUCGGCGUUUGAUCUGCUUUCUACAUGCUGCGGAAAUCUUGCCUAUGCGCACCACCAAGUCAGCUAGUACUUCUUUUGUCCUUGCAGAACUAUGUCAUACUCAAUGUGCAAGUUAGUCAUUCACCUUCCUCCAAUGCUUACAGAACCUUCGUAACAGUUCAAGGAAUAUAUUGAAGGGUGUUGGUGAAAGUAGCUACUUUGGUCUAACUCCAGCUACAUUUUAAACAAGGGGUCAACGUUAAUGCUGCAGUGCACUGCACUGCACUAUUUAUGUUUAUAUAAAAAAAAAUUGUUCAGUGCUGUUUCUGUUCAUUAAAACAACAAUGUUGGUAGAAACAUAUUUACAACAAAACAACAACGUAAACUAUUGCGUUGUAACACCAUCAUGUAGUGAAAUGUUUAUAGGCCAAAAACAAUAUAUAAUGUAAAUAAAUAUAUAAAAUGUUUGUGAUUGGAUUUUGACACUCCUGCUAUUUAUUGAUGCUCUCCGGCCUACUCAAAUAGAACAAUGUAUUUUACUAUUGACAAAAAUAUCUAAAAGCUAUAAUAUUACAAUGUAUUAUUAUUCCAUUUUAGCGGACCCCGAAAGGUGAUUAGCCGCUAUUAGUUUUGUAUGGUCUGUCUGUGUCGCCCCCUUAAGAUCUUAUAAACUGGAAAAGAAAAUGACAAUCGGACAUCAUGAUAUUUAGACGUUUCAAAUUUCUAAUGCAACUUCUACAUUUUUUUUCCCAAAUGUGAACCAUUAAAUUUUUAAAAAAUUAAUUAUGCAAGCAGAAUUCUCAUUAAAAUACACAAUCUUUAAAUACAAAAUUCAGGGGAAGUAAGUUUUUUUUUAAAGAUGUCACAGACAGAUAAUCACAAUGUUUUCUCCAAUUAGCUCCCCCUCAUAACAAAUAACUUACGUGAACUCAAUGUUUCUACCACUUAAAGGUAGGUGAGAAAAUAAGAAUACUUAAACAAGCUUUACUUACCAUCAGUGGCGUCACUAGAGGGUACGGAGGGUGCGGUCCGCACCGGGUGACACCCGUUAGUGAGGGACACCCAAGUGAAAAAAAAUGCACUUUUGGAAUAACUGACAAUUUUUAAAAAAUGUAUGUGUCAUUAGCUAAAUAUUGGAACAUGUUAUUCACAAUUGAUAAAUAGAUUAAAAAAAAUAUUUCAGCUCAA
This is a messenger RNA of Biomphalaria glabrata, 3738 nucleotides long. RefSeq lists its product as uncharacterized. The transcript is spliced from 6 exons. Lineage: Eukaryota; Metazoa; Mollusca; Gastropoda; Planorbidae. Bases 381 to 1967 code for a protein of 528 amino acids. The record is from RefSeq and is a predicted model, not a curated record.